UUCAUCAAGAUUCAUCUCUUUUCAAAUAAGAGCUUUGACUUGUUUGAAGUAACGAGAUCUUUUUUAAUUAUUACUAUCUUUACUAUUAUCAUCAUCAUCACCAUCAUCGUUGUUAUUAUCAGUAGUAUUAUGUUAUUAUUAUAGUAUUUAGUUGUAUUUCUCUCUUACUGCAGCUGUGACGGAUUAUACUUUUCAUUUGUGUCUCUAUUUAAAAACUGUGAAAUAUCACAUUCAGAAAUCAAAGUCAGGCUCCUGACUAUUUGAUUAGGUUUGGGGGAUUUUGCGGGGACCUCUGUUUCACCUCCUCAGUGGUUCCUCAAGCGGACUGUCCGGGUCCGGGUCUGAUCGGUCCUGAUGGCGGCUAACCGGGUGGGGCGUCGGGUGAAUAAGGUGUGCAGCAGUCAGUCGCCGGGUCAGAGCCUGCAGCGGCGGCAGGCCCGGGUCACCGUCAAAUACAACCGCAAAGAGCUGCAGAGGAGGCUGGACGUGGAGAAGUGGAUCGACUGUGGGCUGGACGAGCUGUACAGAGGCCGGGAGGAGGAGAUGCCAGAGGAGGUGAACAUUGAUGAGCUGCUGGACCUGAAGACAGAUGAGGAGAGGACACAGAGACUGCAGGAGAUCUUUCACUCCUGUAACAACAACACCGAGAUGUUCAUCAGUGACCUGGUGUUGAAGCUUCAUGGUGUGCAGAAGCAGGAGGAUCUGCACAAUGACGGCAUCGAGCUCCCUCAGCUCCACAUGUGCCCGGCCCGCUCCGGGUCAGCUGAGAGUGAAGUGCUGCACUGAGACGGCACCUGACCUCCCUGACCACCCACACCCCGCCCUGCUCCAGGACACGGAGGCAGUGGACAGGAAAACAAGCACACCUGAUGUCUGGAACCACCGAAAGUGUCCUGACUUCAUUCAAUCAAAAGACAUUCAGUGACUGUGGAAUCUGAGCUGAAGGGACUUUUUGUUCUUGACUUUACUUUCCUGAGAUUUGUCACAGUGACUUUGACGAGGCUUCAGAGACGUUCAGGCCGAAGCAAAGUUCUGUUUUUGAUCACAAACCUGCUUUUUCUAACUCGAGUAUUUGACCCGUAUCAGUGUUAGUCGACGUGUUUGAACUCCCUCAGCUGAUGCAGCUGUUCUCCUGGUUUCUGGAUCAAACUAAGUCUGUUUGCAGGGUAAUCACAGCUGAGAUCAGAUCUCACUGAUGUACAUGUUCAGUGCUUUUUAAAACAUAUCUAAAUGACACGUCCACAUUAAUGUUCCCAAAGGGUUGUAGUCGAGGCAUCUGAAACACCUGAACAUGAAAACAGUUCAGUUUCUUCUUCUGCAUCCUCUUUUUAGUUAACAGCUCCCACCU
Chelmon rostratus (copperband butterflyfish) is the source of this 1348-nucleotide messenger RNA. RefSeq names its product protein phosphatase 1 regulatory subunit 14A-like. Gene Ontology annotation, biological process: regulation of phosphorylation. NCBI's taxonomy places the organism in Eukaryota, Metazoa, Chordata, Actinopteri, Chaetodontiformes, Chaetodontidae. Gene Ontology annotation, cellular component: cytoplasm. Gene Ontology annotation, molecular function: protein serine/threonine phosphatase inhibitor activity. Bases 355 to 786 code for a protein of 143 amino acids. The transcript has 4 exons. The record is from RefSeq and is a predicted model, not a curated record.